Molecule: messenger RNA, 5993 nt
Organism: Pelodiscus sinensis (Chinese soft-shelled turtle)
Lineage: Eukaryota; Metazoa; Chordata; Testudines; Trionychidae
Source: RefSeq, a predicted model, not a curated record
AAUGCUGUGGCUGUUUACUAGGCAAUUCCCUGACUUGAAUUUAAUCGUUCGCAGAUUGAGAGACAGAACUUUAGUGAAGAUGCUACUUUUCUGAAGAAAAAGCAUGUGCUGUUGGCAUGGAUAAUCCACCUCUCCAAGAGUAGCUAGGUCUACAGGAGAAGAUCUCUUGUCAACAUAGUGCUGGCUCCAUGGGGAAUUAGGUGCUGAGGAAGUCUUACUGCUCGCUAGAAGAACAGACUUGCGAAGAAUCUCCUUGGACAUGCCAGACUUUACUGAUAUUAUUCUGCAGAUAGACAAUAUCAGGCAUGCAAUUGCCAUAGACUAUGAUCCUGUUGAGGGCUACAUAUACUGGACUGAUGACGAUGUCCGGGCUAUUCGUCGGGCUUACUUGGAUGGAUCAGGAGCACAGACCCUGGUGACCACGGAAAUUAAUCAUCCUGAUGGCAUAGCAGUGGAUUGGGUGGCAAGGAACCUAUAUUGGACUGACACAGGAACAGACCGCAUUGAAGUAACCCGAUUGAAUGGGACAUCCAGAAAAAUCCUUAUUUCAGAAAAUCUAGAUGAACCCAGAGCAAUAGUGCUGAAUCCUAUGAUGGGCUACAUGUAUUGGACAGACUGGGGUGAAAAUCCAAAGAUCGAAUGUGCUUAUUUGGAUGGCUCUGAAAGGAGGGUCCUGGUGAACACUUCUCUAGGUUGGCCUAAUGGCUUGGCAUUGGAUCUUGAAGAAAACAAACUCUACUGGGGAGAUGCAAAGACAGACAAAAUUGAAGUAAUAAAUGUUGAUGGAACCAUGAGGAAAACUCUACUAGAAGACAAGCUUCCUCAUAUAUUUGGGUUUACUCUGCUGGGGGACUACAUCUACUGGACAGACUGGCAGCGACGAAGCAUUGAAAGAGUUCACAAAAUAAGAGCAAGCCGGGAUAUCAUAAUAGAUCAGUUGCCAGACCUAAUGGGCCUCAAAGCAGCAAGUGUCACCAGAGUGUUUGGAACCAAUCCUUGUGCUGAGAAUAAUGGAGGUUGUAGCCAUCUGUGUUUCUUCACACCUCUGGAGACCAGAUGUGCUUGUCCCAUAGGACUGGAGUUACUGAGUGACAUGAAGACCUGCAUUAUUCCUGAAGCCUUCCUUGUCUUCACCAGCAGAGCAGCAAUUCAUAGGAUUUCCCUCGAAACUAACAAUAAUGAUGUAGCUAUUCCUCUUACUGGUGUCAAAGAGGCAUCUGCUCUGGAUUUUGAUGUGUCUGAUAAUAGAAUCUAUUGGACAGACAUUAGCUUAAAGACCAUAAGCCGGGCUUUCAUGAAUGGGAGCUCAGUUGAACAUGUAAUUGAGUUUGGGUUAGACUACCCUGAAGGAAUGGCAGUAGACUGGAUGGGAAAGAACCUUUACUGGGCAGAUACUGGAACCAAUCGAAUUGAAGUAGCACGUCUAGAUGGACAGUACAGACAGGUUCUUGUGUGGAAGGAUUUGGAUAACCCAAGAUCUUUGGCCCUUGAUCCUACUAAAGGGUAUAUGUACUGGACAGAGUGGGGAGGUAAACCAAGGAUUGUUCGGGCAUAUAUGGAUGGGACAAACAGCAUCACUUUGGUUGACAAAGUGGGACGUGCCAAUGAUUUAACAAUUGACUAUACAGACCAAAGACUAUACUGGACUGACCUAGACACAAGUAUGAUUGAAUCAUCAAACAUGCUAGGUCAAGACAGGGAAAUAAUAGCAGAUGAUCUACCUCAUCCAUUUGGACUUACACAGUACAGUGAUUACAUUUACUGGACAGACUGGAACCUUCACAGUAUCGAAAGAGCAGACAAGGCCAAUGGGAAGAAUCGGACACUAAUUCAAGGCCAUCUGGAUUUUGUGAUGGACAUAUUGGUCUUUCAUUCUUCACGCCAGGAUGGCUUGAAUGACUGCAUGCAGAACAAUGGGCACUGUGGUCAGUUGUGCCUUGCCAUACCUAAUGGGUAUAGAUGUGGCUGUGCCUCUCACUAUAUCUUGGAUCCCAACAGCAGGAACUGCAGUUCACCCACCAGCUUCUUACUGUUUAGCCAGAAGUCUGCGAUCAGUCGGAUGAUACCAGAUGACCAGCAAAGUCCAGAUGUCAUCCUUCCUGUGCAUGGUCUAAGAAACGUCAAGGCCAUUGAUUAUGAUCCCUUAGAUAAACUGAUCUAUUGGGUGGAUGGACGUCAGAAUAUUAUUAAAAGAGCCAAAGAUGAUGGUACCCAGCCUUUCACUGUGAUGAGCACUCCAAACCAAAGCCAAAAUCCAGAGAAGCAGCCACAUGACUUGAGUAUUGAUAUUUACAGCCAUACCUUGUACUGGACUUGUGAAGCCACAAAUUCAAUCAGUGUUCACAGACUUAAUGGGGAGCCAAUUGGAACAGUGCUAAAAGGAGAUCACGAUAAGCCAAGAGCCAUAGUAGUCAAUGCAGAGAGAGGGUACAUGUACUUCACCAACAUGCAAGAGCGAGCCCCAAAGAUAGAGCGUGCAGCUCUGGAUGGCACGGAGCGAGAAGUGCUCUUUAGUACCGGGCUGAUCCGACCUGUUGCGCUGGUCAUUGACAACAAGUUGGGGAAACUCUUCUGGGUGGACGCAGAUCUCAAACGCAUCGAAAGCUGUGAUUUGUCGGGAGCUAACCGUGUGACACUGGAGGACUCCAACAUCCUGCAGCCAAUGGGACUGACUGUGUUGGGGAAUCACUUGUACUGGAUCGACCGUCAGCAGCAGAUGAUUGAGAGAGUUGAGAAAACCAAUGGCUAUAAGAGGGCUAGAAUCCAAGGCCGAAUUGUUCACCUGACAGGCAUUCAUGCUGUGGAAGAAGUUGAUAUGAAUGAAUUCUCUGCACAUCCAUGUUCCCGUGACAAUGGCGGCUGUUCACACAUCUGCAUUGCAAAAGGAGAUGGAACCCCAAGAUGCUCAUGCCCAGAUCACCUUGUACUUCUACAGAACCUCUUAACAUGUGGAGAACCUCCAACUUGUUCCCCAGACCAAUUUACCUGUGCAACUGGGGAGAUAGACUGUAUCCCAAUGGCAUGGCGAUGUGAUGGAUUUCCAGAGUGUGAUGACCACAGUGAUGAAGAUAGCUGUCCCAUAUGCUCAGCAGCCCAGUUUCAGUGUGAGAAAGGACAGUGCAUUGAUGCACGCUUACGGUGUAAUGGAGAAAUCGACUGCCAAGAUAAAUCCGACGAAGCAGAUUGCAAUACAAUCUGUCUCCCAAAUCAGUUUCGAUGUGCCAAUGGUCAGUGUAUCCUCGUAAAACAGCAAUGUGACUCCUUUCCAGAUUGCAUUGAUGGUUCCGAUGAACUGAUAUGCGAAAAAAAGGCAUCCCCAGAUGAACCUCAACCCCACAGUAGCGCUAUUGGACCUGUCAUUGGCAUCAUACUCUCCCUUUUUGUCAUGGGAGGAAUGUAUUUUGUUUGCCAGCGAGUGGUAUGUCAGCGCUACUCUGGACCCAAUGGACCUUUUCCACAUGAAUAUGUCAGUGGAACCCCUCAUGUCCCUCUUAAUUUUAUAGCUCCAGGGAGUUCUCAGCAUGGCACUUUUACUGGUAAGGAUGGCAUUUCUUGUGGAAAGUCUAUGAUUAGCUCCAUGAGUCUCAUGGGAGGAAGUAGCGGUGCCCCUCUGUAUGACAGAAACCAUGUUACUGGAGCCUCGUCUAGUAGUUCAUCCAGCACUAAAGCCACUUUUUACCCACAGAUUUUGAAUCCGCCUCCUUCCCCAGCCACUGAUCGCUCCUUAUAUAACACCGAGAUGUUCUAUUCCUCAAACAUUCCUUCAACAAGAUCUUACAGACCUUACCUUAUACGAGGAAUAGCUCCACCCACGACACCAUGCAGCACAGAUGUGUGUGACAGCGAUUACACCACAAGCCGGUGGAAGGCCAACAAAUACUACAUAGAUUUAAAUUCAGACUCAGACCCUUAUCCCCCUCCCCCCACACCUCGCAGCCAGUAUAUGUCAGCAGAAGAAAGCUGCCCUCCAUCUCCAGCCACAGAGCGAAGCUACUUUCAUCUUUACCCCCCUCCACCAUCUCCUUGUACAGACUCCUCAUGACCUUAGCAGAAGGAACUUGUGUUUUACUGUAAAUAUUUUUAAAUAUGAACAAAGAUUAAAAUAUAUAUAUUUUAUAAUUUUAAAAAUAAAUAGGGGUGGGAAUUUUUAAAAAAGAAAAUGUGAAUAAAAGUGGAUAGGGUGGGGCUGUGAAAAUGUGUACAGUGGAAGAAUAUUUAUAAAUUUGAUUUUUUUUUAAUUUAAUGUCCAUUCUUUUGUGCCAUAAUUGCCUUUUUUUUAAUUGAAGUCAGGAAACUGACUUGACCACCAAGGGCUUGGGGGGUGGAAAGAAGAUGUUGAGCCUUUGUGGGUUUUUUACAGUCACUUUUUUAUCCUGUAAAAUGCAUGUCAAUGUGAGGAAAAAAAAAGAAAAGAGUCCUGAAAGGGGCAUGCUAAAGAAGCUAAAUGACAAAAAUUUAAGGUCUCUUGAAAAAGAAGAACAAAAGAAAACAAAACCAGUUCUGUUUCAAAAAUAAUUUGUUCACGGCCAAAAAAUUAAUUACCAAAUUAUAUUUUUUUUAGAAAGUUGAAUUUUAAAAAACCUAAACCAAAAAAAACCCUCUCUCCUGAAUGUUCCAAUUUGCAAAUGAGUCAGUUGCUUUCCAGAUGAUCUCAUGUGCUAAAAGAGGCAUGGAUUUUGAAGCUUAUACUCUGUUCACUCAGACUAGUCACUCUUGUCAGUUUAACGUGAUGACAUAAGCCCCUCCAUCAUUCCCUAGCAGCCACAUCACUGUAGGUGGGCAUGUGACCACAGAGCCAUUCCCAGAGAAAUUGUAGGGGUCAGCCAGGAAAGAUCUGUUACAGCUAGUCAGUCUCCUCCUUCCUGAAAAAUGGCAGCAGUUCUGUCACCUUUUUCCUGAAGUCUGGAAUUUAUAGUCUGUUCUGUAUAUGUAGCUCCCGCCCCUGUAUUUAGCUUAGUGAAUUCCUCUGGUUCCAGAUGUCCGCAUCCCUUAGUGGGGUGUUCCAAUGACAUGUCAGCUCAUAUUUUUUUCAAUAGGAAAGUUUUAAGAUUAAAGGUGUGGGAAACUAACAAAACAAAAAAACACCCCACAUACGUGUAAUUUAGUCAGGGUUGCUGGCAGUGAGUUUAAUUUAAAAGUCAGCAAAAAUAUUUUUAUUUUUAUUUGUUUUGUUUUUUUAGAUAAUUCUCAUAUUGUAGAGACUGCCAAGAAAAUACCACAAAAGAGAUCUGUUUCAGGCAUUUAACACAUAGCACUUAACAAGAUAAUAGCUGAGCAGUUAUCAGUCCCUUUUACAAAACUUAACAGACAUGGACUAAAUGUGAAUUAAACUCCUUGCUAUAGUAAAAGGGCUCUGCCAUUGCACAGCACUUUUAGAAACUGUCCUCAGGACAACAUUCAUAAUGUGGACAUGUAGUCAAGAGGAAAAAAAAUGGAGAUGCAGAUUUGCACCUGUUUUUACAGCUGCUGAAGAACAGAUGCAGUUGGUCAUCGUUUACAGAAAUGAAACCUUUUAAUUUUGGAACUCCAAAUUCGAUUUUUAUUUUAGCAAACUUUUUUUUAAAGCAUGAUUGAGAUACCAAGUGAGUAAGAGGGAAGAGAAUCCUCCAACUAAGAGCCAAAAUUUUUCACUUGCAUCCUUGGUAUGGAUCUACUCUUCAGCCAUUCUGGUCCUGCUAUAUUCUCUGUUCUUCCUAUCCAUAUGGAUCCAAGAACAGACUUUUGUUCACUGUGACUGGCAUUUCAUUAAUACUCCAAAAAAGAGCUUAGUUUGUUAGAUGGGUUGUAAAAUCCGUAGGCUUUCUGAUUUGGAUUCAGCUCACAAUAGAAUCUCUUUGUUUACAUGGAGAAAAACAGAACAAAGUAUUAGAGUUCAAUUUUGCAGAUCAAACCUAUAAUAGGGACAUUGCAAAAUGGAUUUUUUUCCAUGAAUGUUCGUCGUUCUGCAGUAUGUCAGGAGAGAGGAGGUCAUAGUGUCUAUUAACCUUAGUGGA